AUGGAAGAAAAACCAAAUAUCCCAAAUAGUUCUACUCUUAGGGGUAGCCUGGAGACCACUCUUCAGGAUCCAUUUUCUUCUACAGAUGGAGAAGAAAUUCAUAACGUAGGAGAUGAGGAAAAUCAAGCUGGAAAUGCUCAAAAUCAGUUGGUGCUUUAUGACCCUGCUGUUGCCGAUAGUGCUCGUGGAGUUGAAGCUGUCCCAGAUUCCAUUGCUCAUCAACCUCCAUCCUUUUCUAGAUUCCCCUUUUCAAAUCAGCCAUCGAGGGUAUUGCCAGCUGUAGGGGCUUUCAAUGUCCAGUGUGCCAACUGUUUCAAAUGGAGGCUCAUUCCAUCAAAGGCAAAGUAUGAGGAAAUAUGGGGAACACAUUAUAGAACAACCCUUCUUAUGUGA
Molecule: messenger RNA, 393 nt
Organism: Fraxinus pennsylvanica
Lineage: Eukaryota; Viridiplantae; Streptophyta; Magnoliopsida; Lamiales; Oleaceae
Source: the annotation of a GenBank genome assembly